Molecule: messenger RNA, 639 nt
Organism: Acanthocheilonema viteae
Lineage: Eukaryota; Metazoa; Nematoda; Chromadorea; Rhabditida; Onchocercidae
Source: the annotation of a GenBank genome assembly
AUGGAUAUAACGGUAACUCAAAUCGUUUCCGUACGUUACGUCAAUGUCAAACAACGUGCUAUCAAUUUCGUGGACUAUCUCGUAGCUGUGGAAACGAAUUGUUUUUUAUCGCUUGAUGGUGGCGAUCAAUUCCCAAAUGAAAAGAAAUUACUGGAAUACGAUAUUAUUACAAUCAGAAGAAUGAACGCUGUGAGCGAUUUUGGUAUUCCGGAUGUGCCGGAAAUGGAAAUCCUACAAUGUGUCACGUUUAACUACAGCGAAUGCAACGGGAAUCAGAAUCGUUUCGCUGCCGAAUAUUCAUGCAAUGUUCUGUGUGAAGGCUUAAAACGUCCUUUGCAAGAUGAAUGUUUCGAGCCAUUGGAUCGUGGACAUUGGUGUCAAUCAAUGCCCAAUCGUUAUUAUUAUAAUUUUGAGACAAAUACCUGUACAAGUUUCCUUGGAAAAAGUCGAAAUAUAUUCACAACACAGCAAGAGUGUGAGAAAAAAUAUAAUAUUACUGGCGAAACCAUACAGCUAACAAGCUAUCUUUGUUUAAUGGAAUCAGAUAGUAUUUUUCAUACACAGAUUUUAUCAAUUACAAAUGGUGACGAGAAAUGCCAUUUGGUACAACUGUGGCUGAAAGGUAUUCAUCUAUAUUAG